CCAACGCCGAAAAAUGGGAGAAGCCUACGACGACUGGGGAAAUCCUACCUCACCACCUCCUCAUCACUACUCCAGCACCUGGCACCGACCGAACCAAGGCGCAAUCGCCAACCUGAAAGCUUACGCCGUGCAUUGUUCGCGAAAGUAUCGGACCGUACUUUCGACGCUUCUGUUCGGGUUAUGUGUGUUGGGAUUUUUUGCGAGAGGAGGAAGAGAUGUAGGAGGAAGGGAGGCAAAGAUUGAUUGGAAAAGUUUUGCUUAUGUACAAUAUGUGACGGAUAAUCAUAAUUUGUGUAACGCCUACAUGGUAUUCGAAGCAUUACACCGACUUGGCAGCAAGGCCGAUCGAGUACUGUUGUACCCCAAAGAAUGGGAUCUGGUCGACGAAUCGCCUCAAGAUCGCAACAGUCAACUUUUGAUCCGAGCGGAGAAGUUGUGGAAGGUGAAGCUCAAGCCGAUCACGGUCCUUGACAUCGAAGGCGAUGCUUCUCCCGGCACUCUCAACGCACCCAGCUCAUGGGACGCUUCAAUAACAAAGUUGCGGGCCUUUGAUCUGGUCGAGUACGAUCGAGUGCUGCAUCUGGAUAGCGAUGUGACCUUGUUCCAACAUAUGGACGAACUCUUCACACUUCCAAAGACGCCGGUUGCGAUGCCACGAGCGUACUGGUCGGAAGGAAAACCGAACGAGUGGCCGCUCACCAGCCUGAUGAUGCUGAUCGAGCCCAAUCCAUUCGAGCUCAAGAACUUCCUCGACAUCCUCAUGUCGUGGAAGCUGCAGCCAGGAUUCCAAGCCGGGAGGAACUUCGACAUGGAUCUGCUCAAUCACCGAUUCGGCGCUUCUGCCAUGGUUCUCCCUCAUCGACCAUACGCUCUCCUCACGGCCGAAUUCCGCAAACACGACCACUCCGCCUAUCUCGGUACCAUCAACGGUCCACGAGAACGCUACCCUUCCAAAUACGACUGGGAUCCCGAUCGCAUCUUGAAAGAAGCCAAGCUGGUCCAUUUCUCCGACUGGCCACUGCCGAAGCCUUGGGUGAUGUGGCCGUAUCAGGGCUUGUCAGAAAUGCAGCCCGACUGCGAUGGGAAGACCGAGGGCACGUGCCGAGAGCGCGAGAUCUGGAAGGACUUGUAUGCGGAUUUCCGGAAGAGGCGGAAAGAUCUCUGUCGCAUUUUGAGCGUUCCUGCGCCCAAGUGGUCGGAUAUCAAGAAUGCGAGUGCGACGAUGGAACGGCCGCAUCAGUAGUAGACCGUAGUCAACAGCAGGGUUUCAAUUUUCCGUGCACUCACACACACACGGUGAUAUUUGUCCCAAGUCAUCAUCCAUGAUUCCCAAAUGUCAUCCUCUUCAACAUGGUGCACCGC
Messenger RNA from Pseudocercospora fijiensis CIRAD86, 1362 nucleotides. Its product is annotated as glycosyltransferase family 8 protein. The transcript is spliced from 3 exons. NCBI's taxonomy places the organism in Eukaryota, Fungi, Ascomycota, Dothideomycetes, Mycosphaerellales, Mycosphaerellaceae. Gene Ontology annotation, molecular function: glycosyltransferase activity. The coding region runs from base 14 to 1243 and encodes 409 amino acids. The record is from RefSeq and is a predicted model, not a curated record.